Molecule: messenger RNA, 470 nt
Organism: Ooceraea biroi (clonal raider ant)
Lineage: Eukaryota; Metazoa; Arthropoda; Insecta; Hymenoptera; Formicidae
Source: RefSeq, a predicted model, not a curated record
CCUACAGUGACCAAUACAAUCUAUCGGAAACCGGCGGAGACUUUCCGAACAACCCGAUACUUCAAAAAAAUAUGGUACUUCAUAUUUUUAUUGGAGAAAAAGAAAUUGAUUCUCUAAGUGAGAAAAUUGAAAGUAUAGAAGAUCUUCAGAAUAUUCUUACAAAAGUAUCCAAUGUCUAUCCAUGUAAGGAAGUUGGCAAUAAAACCUGUGCACAAUUGUACAUUGGAUACGUGACAAGAGAUUGCUCAGUACGUGGUGUGAAGCGUGAAAGAUGUAUUUCGUGUGCGAAACAUUAUAAAAAGAAACUUAAAAUAUUAAAUAGGCCAACACGACUGAAAAAAUUGUCAAGAACUGGUGAAACCCGUGCGAGAUGUAAAAAUAUUGUGCGGAAAAAUGUAAGACUUCGGAAGAAGGUAAACUUUCCUAACAUGUAUUAUUGCAUAUUUUGCACAUUAUUGCUGUUGACGUGA